AUGAAUUUGUGUAUAACAAAAAAAAAAAAUACCCUAUAUACACAUUCUUUUUGUUAUAUAAAACUUUAUAAUUUUAAUUAUUUUCUCAUUUAUAAAAUCUAUUUAUUCUACUUAAUUCAAAACCUUAUUAGUUUAACCAUUAUAAUAUUAUUUAUUUUUCAAAUGAGGGAAACGAAAAUGAAAACUAAAGUAAAUGAAAAAAUUAAUAAAAAUAAUAAUAAUAUAAUUAAAAAAAGAAAAAAAAGGAAAAAAAAAAUUAUAAUUAAUGUUAAAAGAAGAGUUACAAAAAAAGAAGUCAUAAAUAGCAAUAUGAAAGAAAAAAGUAAAAAAGAAAAUUUAUUAAAUAAAGAAAUUACUAAAUAUAAAAAAAAUAAUACGAGACCGAUAAAUAAAUUUUUAUUUUUUGAAAAAGAAUAUAGUGUUAAUGAGAUUAAAAAUUGUCAAAUAUCAGAAUUUCUUUUAAAAACAGAAGAUAAAUAA
Molecule: messenger RNA, 480 nt
Organism: Plasmodium relictum
Lineage: Eukaryota; Apicomplexa; Aconoidasida; Haemosporida; Plasmodiidae
Product: conserved Plasmodium protein, unknown function
Exons: 2
Coding region: 1-480 (159 amino acids)
Source: RefSeq, a predicted model, not a curated record